AUGGAAAACGAGAUGAACGACGGCGCCAUUUCGUGCGCAUGUGAGCGCUCGCCCCCAGGCCUGCUCAACCUGGGGAAGACCUGCAGCUUCAACGUGCUUCUGCAAGCCCUCGCGUCGACACGGACUUUCUCCAGUCUAUACGGCGCGCUCUGGCAAGAACAGCAGCGCAGCGGCAGUCCAUCGGCGUCGCACCUUGAAGAGCUCGUGGCCAGGCAACAGGCGCUGCUGCAGCAGCCGUCCGCGGAGGAAUCCGAAGGACGGCGAGGCAUAGGUAGAAGGAGGAGCGCAAGCGCUGGCGGGUCUCCGAAGGGUGGCGCGUUGCGAAGAUGGGGACGGAGGACGGCAGUGGCAGACGAGGCGGCGGCUGUCGGCAGAGCGGCCGCGCCUGCACUCAGCGCUGCGAGGACACCUCUCAACUACUACAUGGCUGAGAUUUUAGGGCGCAUGCGAGCGUCGGGCGACAGGACUUCGCCGCUCCAGGAGGGAGCGGCCUUCGCCUCGCCCGCGCCUUCAUGCGUCUCUGUGACCAAAUCCGAGGAGAGAGAGAAGGAAGCGCCGGCGGCGGGAGCAACUAGCAGCAAGCCUUCUGUUGGAGGGGAGGAAGAGGGCGCCGCGAGUCACGAGUGCGCCGAGGAGAAGCACCUAAUGCGCCGGCAGAGACGUAUACAGAGACAGCUGCAGACAAAGCGCUGGUGGAUCAAGCAAGAGCGCGAGGUUCUUUCCCCCUUCGACUUUGUCGCCCAGAUGCGCAUGCUCAACAUCGAUUUUGAACAAGACGUCGAACUGGACGUCGAAGAAGUGUGGAGGUUUUUAAUCGACCAAGUCUUCACGGAGGUGCAGCGUGAGCAGCAGGAUUCGCCUCGGUCGUCAAGCAGCUGCGCGUUUUUCCCUUCCAUCCGCGCCUCUCUCUCGCCGGUCCGGGCAGCCUCGCCCGGUGCCGCCGCCUCGCCCGGUGCCGUCGCCUCGCCCGGUGCCGUCGCCUCGCCCGUUGCCGUCGCCUCGCCCGUUGCCGUCGCCUCGCCUCUGCCUGUAGACACCUCUUCGCCGAGCAAGGAUGAGGAGCUGGCGCCGGCAGCUGCGGCUGCUGAGGCAGUUAUGUCUGCCCACUCUCUCGCGCCUGUGUGGGAGACGUCGUCGCCGCGCAACAACUUCUUUCCCAGUCCCUCUUCGCCCACGCAGGCCGAUGAGAAGGCCGAUGACGAGGCGGCGCGAUCAGCGUCUCUGCUGGCGUCUACUGCAAGAUCUCGCCAGUCUCCUGCGCGCCGCGCGACCAGCAGCGGUCGCCGCACCACCGACCGGUCAUGUUCGCCCUGCGUCUCCUCCGCUUCGCUCUCGGUAUCCUCCCGAGGCCUUGGGCUGGCGCCCAGAAGCUGUGCGUCGUUUCCUCGUAGCAGCGAAGAUGGGCGAACGCCCUCGCAUGCCUCUAGCGACGGCCAGGGGGGCGGAGGUCCUGCGUGUCUGUUUCAGACGGGGUCUCUACCCGCGCUGUCUGCGCGCUCCAGCGGCUCUCUCCUCCUCUCCGCCCCGGCUCUGGGUCCGUGCACGUCUUCCCCUUCUCACAGCAUACGACGCGGAGGCGCGAGCGACCCUGCGUCACGGCGUGCAGUGGACGCGGCUUCCCUCGUGGGUGGGUACAGCGUCUCCUCCUCCAGGGGCCCUACGCUCCAUAUGUCUCCCCCUUCGAGGAAGGUGAGCGACGAGAAGGGGGCUCUCAGCGAGAGUUGUGAUCGAAGGCGGAAGACGCGAGAAGGCCUCGGAAGCUCGCCUGCCUCCAAGCGCUCUUCGGCGUGUCUGCAGGAAGUGGCAAGUCUGUGGAGGGAGGCGGAGGCUGGGAAAAAGGACGGUCCCGGGGUGCUGUUCGCCACGCCUUCCGCGUCCCUGAGGCGGAGGGCAGACGAGAGACAAAGAGGCGGGACGGUGUCCCAACCGUCGUCCUCGCCCGUCUCCAUGUUGUCGCGGUUCACCUCCCCGUUCUUUCUGGCAAGGUCUCAGGGCCACUCGCCCCGGCGGCGGGACGAAGAAGGGCAUUUGGCGUUCCAAUCACUGCUCGAAGAAGAUUUACGCUUUGCUGUCGCGGCGCCUAAAAGCGCCGACGCGAUGGCGAUGGGGUUGCCAACGGGCCGCCGCAGCUCGCAGGCGCCUCCGCGUGUUCCCUCUCAUGGUUCCUCUUCUGGAGUGCAGCCUGACCUCACAAGCCGGUCGCUUCACCCCUGCGGUGGAGGCCACAGCUUCCUCACGCCGCGUGACGAGACUGCGCCUUGCCUGGCGUCUGCACCGACCUUCGCGGACGAUAGUCCGCACGCCGGUGACCCUUCCUCACGAGUCUGUGCCGGCGUAAAGUCGGAGUCGGCGCUUCCGGACUCUGCCGCGGCCGCACCGGAAGCCAAGGCUAUCGCGGAACCGAACGAAGUCAAGAGCGAAGUGGAGAACGGCGAGGAUACUGACAGGAAAUUGGCUGCGCUUGCGCGCAAGCAAAGCAUCAAGCUGCUUCUUCGCAAACUCGAGCAAGCGGUCUUGGGGCGCCUCGUCCAUGUGCCUGUCCCCUGCGGAUGCUGCUGCCAGUGUGGCGCCGAGAAAGCCACUGCGGCGACCCGCAGGCCUCAGGGCUCCAGGCGCGCGCGUGAGGAACGGUCUACUAGUCCAGAAGGUAGGAGGACGAGGAGGAACCUUUCGUCGCCCCGGAAGGGGGAACGGCGGUUGACUGGACCAAGAGAUGGAGGCGAAAAUCUUUCUCCGGCUGAAAAGGUGCAAAGGCAUGAGACUGGCGCCGUGGAUAGUGCUCGCUCGCGGUCUGCAUCUCGCCGCGCGUCGCCCCGUUCCAGUCCCACGUUCCUCGAAUCUGCGCGCCGCGCACCGGGCGGCGCCUGUCUCUCUCUCUGCGGAGGGGAUUCGCGGAGCGCAGGGUCGGCGAGUUCUCGCUUGGCCUCCCCCAGGGCCUCCGCGGUGGACUCGCCUCCCGUUCCAGGGGGUCGCGCCUCCAGAGAAUCAGGUCGAGACAGCAGCGUGAAGAGCCCGCAUCCCCGUCAGGUCAACGCGUCCUCGGAUCUGCCAGUUGUUUCUGCAGGUUCCGUGUUUGCCUCUCCGUUUGUCUCUGCUUCGCCCUCUGUUUUUUCGUCGAGCUUCGGCAGCUCCGUGUGUGGCCGGUUCCCCACGCUGCGCUCUCCGGGUCUGUCGAGUCCGCCGGUACCGUGUGGAACAGAGGGCGCGGAGGACGUGCACGGGGACCAGGGCGAUGGCGUGCGCGCCGGGGGACACAACGCGCUCGCGUCCCUCGUGUCUGAAGAAGUCUUCUGCGGCGUCCUUCCCCUUCGCUUGCCGGAACGCAGCCGCUGGCAGUCGAGCAGGACACGAAUCAACUCCAGCAGCGCCUCCCUCUCCUCUUUGUCGUCUCCCUGCCGCGCGGCCGCCGCACCCUCGCGCGCUCGUGCACCGUCCGCCGCCGCCGCGGCCGCCUCGACGAGUGAGGCCUCUGGUCGCAAACUGAGGGCAGUCUCCGCGUCGCAGCAGCCCAUCACGCUGGACGAGUGUGUCUCUCUGGCCUUCCAGCACACGUGUGCAGGCCCGUCGCCGACCACGCCCGAUGCCGGCGCCGCGGCGCGGCGCGUGAGGAAACCCGAGGGCGCUGCGAAGCUUCGCCGGCGCGGCGGCCGCAGACCCAAACGGAGGAGAGGCGCGGCCGCCGCGAAUCAGGACAAGCAGGAGAUCGCCUCCAAAGUCGGGAGCGAAGAUGGCAACGAGCCUUCUUGCUCUCCAGACGACUCUGCUGCAGGAAGCCAAGAGGUGGCAGUCCGGUCCUCCUCCAAGUUCUGCGACAGGUGCGGCAAGCUGCGGGCGCCUCGGCGGAGCUUUUCAGUCGAGGCGUCCCCGCGGUCGGCGCGAGCGCCUGAGAACGCGGCGGAGAACAACUCUGGAGGCGCCGCAGGAGAGCGCGGCAGACGCAACAGUCGAACUCCGUCGGUUUCCCCACGUAGGUGUAUGCCAGCAACCGACGAGCGGCCUCUCAGUGAAGAAUCAAGCCCCGCCGGCGCGUCUACUCCGCAUUCGUGGCGGCGGAAGCGCCAGCGAGAAGUGUCUGCGUCUCCACCACCUACAGCCAGGCUCGUGUGCCAGCGAUGCAAGCAAGUUCACACGCGCACGUUCCUUAAGACGCUACCCGAAAUCCUCGUCCUCCAGCUUCCGCGCAGCAGCAUCACGCCUCCUGGGACCUUCGGAAGCGGUGCGCUCAAGGCAUUGGCCGCGGCGGCGGCUGGCGGCGGAUUCAAAAUCAAAGCCCACGUCGACUUCCCGCAGCGACUCGGGGCGGUGAUCAAGCCUCAUUGCGUCGCUUCGCCUGCCUUCAACGGCGCGUGCGACGAGCUGCUCCACCCCGGCGGCGGGAGCGCGGCGGGGGGCGGCGGCUCCGCGGACGAGGCUGGAGAUCCGCUUGGGACUGAGGCGGCCUUUCAGUGCAGGAAGCGACGGAGGCUCGAGGCGUCUGUCGCGAAAGAGGAAGCGUUCAGCCAGACGGGCCGCGCUCAGCAAGGGGCCCAGAGACAGCGCCGGGGUCGAACCAGCGCCUCGCCUUAUCCGUCUCCUUGUCUUGCGUCUGCGGCAGACACGACAACAGUCGCUGCACCAGGAGACGCGGAGAAGGAAAGCCUUGGAGGCCUUCCAGACACGCUCCAGAGAGCCGGCGACGUAGGCGAGUACGUUCUCCGCGCGGUGAUCGAACACCAAGGACGCAGCGGCGUGGGCGGGCACUACGUCUGCUUCCGCCGAGGUGCGCCCUGCGACGACUUGGAUGGAGGAGGUGCCGCCUCGGAGGACGCGCACAGAAGCGGCCGAGGCGAGAAGAGCGAAGAUCGACCCUUUGCGUUCCCGCUAACGGGAGAAAGAGGCACGUGGAGCAUGUCGCAGCAGGAAGUCGACCGUAUUUUCGAAGAGGAAGGCGUGGUGGCUUUCGACCAGACGAAGCCGCAGCCCAUUCUGAUCGAAGAUCCCGAGGAAGACUCUACACCCGGGGAGGAGGAAGAGGACGAAGGCACGUGGUGGGAAGUGAACGACGCGGAAGUCACGAGAACGACCUGGGACCGCGUUCGGCAGAGUCAGGCGUACAUUUUGCUCUAUGAGCGGCGGCGGCCGGCAGACGUGUGCCGCUUGCGGCGUGUCCCGGACCCCGGAGCGGUCGCGUCUCGUGACAGUGCAGCAGCCUCCGCGCCCUCCGGCGUGUCUAGCCGGCCUCCUGCCUCGAGUGGAGUCGCCGGGGCUCCACAGCGUGGCGGGCGAUCCGCGAAGCGGACGCGCGCAGGCGCCUCCGAGCACGCCGCUGGGGAGUCUGCGCUCGCUUCCGCCGCCGGCUUGGAUCAGGGCGAGCGCGCGGGGCGCGCCUGCAAGCGCCCACGCACGAAACCCGCCAAGGAGGAGAUGGCUUUCGCCGCCGUCACCGACACGCAGCAUAAAGGCCACAGUGUCGCAUGUGCGGCGGCAGAGCCAGCACCCGCCCGAGACCUCAAAGCCCGCACGGCGUGGGGCUACAGCAGCGGGCCCCGGCGGUCGCGGGUCUCCAAGGAGGCUGGUGGAGGGACGCCCCCGCGGGCAAGCGAGGGCUGCUGGGCUCCAGCAGGGAGCAGCGCGAGCCGGAGGCGGUCGCGGUUGCAGCAAGGGCGAGUGGACGAAGCUGACGCUCACCCCGCGUGGCGCGGGAAAGCGUGCGAAGAAGAGAAACCCGGGACUGCGUGGGGAGCAGAGACAAAUCCAGGAGGCGGCUCAGGCGUCCAGGAAGGCGGGGGACACUUGCAAGUGAGGGAAGUCUAUUCUGCCUCAGAGUUUCUGGAUGACUCUGAUGUUGACGACAGCAUCAAGACUUUCGCGGGUGCAACAGACGAAGAUGCCUCCAGCCGGCCAGGCAGGGCGCCGAUAGGAAAACUCAACGAGAGCCGGCGAGCGCGGCGUCUUCGGCGGAUCAUCAUGGACUAG
Besnoitia besnoiti is the source of this 5955-nucleotide messenger RNA. RefSeq lists its product as uncharacterized. Gene Ontology annotation, molecular function: cysteine-type deubiquitinase activity; cysteine-type endopeptidase activity. The record is from RefSeq and is a predicted model, not a curated record. NCBI's taxonomy places the organism in Eukaryota, Apicomplexa, Conoidasida, Eucoccidiorida, Sarcocystidae. The transcript has 4 exons. Gene Ontology annotation, cellular component: cytosol; nucleus. Gene Ontology annotation, biological process: protein deubiquitination. The coding region runs from base 1 to 5955 and encodes 1984 amino acids.